Molecule: messenger RNA, 1853 nt
Organism: Cebus imitator (Panamanian white-faced capuchin)
Lineage: Eukaryota; Metazoa; Chordata; Mammalia; Primates; Cebidae
Product: olfactory receptor 4K14-like
Exons: 1
Coding region: 4-942 (312 amino acids)
Biological process (GO): G protein-coupled receptor signaling pathway
Cellular component (GO): membrane
Molecular function (GO): G protein-coupled receptor activity; olfactory receptor activity
Source: RefSeq, a predicted model, not a curated record
AAAAUGGAUGAAGGAAAUCAGUCUGUAAUGUCAGAAUUUGUGCUUCUGGGACUUUGCCACUCAUGGAAUAUUCAGGUCUUACUGGUAAUGAUAUUUUCAGUGUUUUACCUGAUCAUUGUUUCUGGAAAUAUUGUCAUCAUGGUGUUAAUCAUCACCGAUUCCCAUCUCCAUUCCCCCAUGUACUUCUUAUUGGCCAAUCUGUCCUUUGUUGAUAUGUGGCUUUCUUCAAUUACCAUUCCUAAGAUGAUAGCAGACUUUCUCAAGGAAAGCAAGACUAUUUCCUUUGAAGGCUGCAUGUCCCAGAUCUUCUUUGCUCACUUUAUUGCAGGGUUUGAGAUGGUGCUACUGGCGGUAAUGGCCUAUGACCGCUAUGUGGCAAUCUGCAAACCACUCCGGUACUCCACCAUUAUGAGCCUACGAAUGUGCAUUCGGUUGGUGGUGACUUCCUGGAUCACUGGCUUUGUUCAUUCCAUGAGCCAAAUAGUUAUGAUUGUUCCGCUGCCUUUCUGUGGUCCCAAGGAAAUAGACAGCUUCUUCUGUGAUAGACCACUGGUAAUCAAGCUUGCCUGCAUGGAUACCUAUAGUUUAGACAUUUUAAUGAACCUUGACUGUGGGGUUUUGGCUGUAACAUGCUUUAUUCUAGUACUGACAUCCUAUACAUAUAUUCUUCUCACUGUCCACCGAAGCUGUAAAAGUGGGGCUUCUAAGGCACUCUCUACCUGCACUGCCCACAUCACAGUGGUGGUGCUUUUAUUUGGGCCCUCCAUCUUCAUCUAUGUGUGGCCACUUAGCAUCACCUGGGUGAACAAAUUUCUUGCUGUGUUUUACUAUGUUUUUACACCUCUCCUAAAUCCAGCCAUUUAUACCCUGAGAAAUAAAAAAAUAAAAAAUGCUUUGAAGAGGUUCAGAAGCUACUACUUAGAAUGCAAGGGAAAUAGGUAAUACUGAGAAGCCUAAAGAUCCUUCAUUAUGGAAGGAAUUAUCCAAUCAGUCUUCCUCUGCCUUUAACUAUGUUUAAUUGAAUUUUUUUUUUUAACAAAAGCAUGCCUCCAUCCUGCUGAAUAGCAUCUUAAUAAAUGUAUCUUGAAUUUUCUCCUAAUUUCAUUUGGAAGAAAAAUGUUUCUGCAACAUUGGUACCUUCAAAAUAUUCACUCACAUAUGGUCAAAAAGCAAUGAAAUAGUUUUUUCCUUAACCUAGCAUCCUAUCCAAAUACUAAUGGGAAAAAGCAACAGAAAAAAAUAAACAGAAGAUAAAAGAGAUUACUUUUUCUUAGAUUUCACUAACUCAAUGAAUGUUUUUUAAAAAUUAAAAUUUAAUGCUAUUUCUCUCAGUUGUCUCUGUCUCAAUAACUAACAUUUAUUCUUUAGAUGUAUUCAGUGUAAACUUAUGAAAUGUAAUCUUCCUGAGACCCAGGAUCAUGUCUUACAUGGUUAAUUAUGAAACUGCAAUGUUUAAUAUACUACUGUGAUUAAUACAUACUAGAUAGUAAUCAUAUUUUAAUAAAUUAUUAGAGGUCAAUUAUUCUUUUAAAAUAUUCAUAAUAUUUGUUUUUCCAGGUGUAAAUAUACUCUUUUGGCAUUAAAAAGAAUUCCUAAAGUUUCAAAUCGUAAAUUAUAUUUAUUUUCUGUCUCUAGAAUUAGUAAUUAAGUCAACUGAAAUACAGUUGUAAGAAUCAACAGCAAGAGGCCUAAAACAUAAGUAUGGGGCAUAUUCAGUUUUUACUAAUUUUAAAACGGAAUCAAAGUACAAAACAGAGUGGUACUGUAAAAAUAAAAUUAUUAUGCUUGACUGCCAACUCUAUGUCAUCAGGUUAAUGUAUUACCUUAAGUACUUUUAUUGUUAUCUCCAAAUU